AGAGGAGGAGGAAAAGGAGGAGGAAGAUGCAAAGGGGGACGCGGAGGAUGCGAAAGAAGCGGGGGAGGAAGCUGAGGGUGCGGAGAAGGACGCGGAUGAGGAAGAUGAGGAUGAUGAGGAUGAUGAAGAUGAUGAUGAAGAUGAGGAGGAUGAAGAUGAUGAUGAAGAUGAGGAGGAGGAGGAGGUGGCGCGGGCGCAGGAGCGGCUGCUGCAGGCGCUGAUGGGGCGCGUGGGGCGGGAGCUGCCCCAGCAGGAGCUGACGCGGGACUGGGACGUACUGGGAGAACUGGGAACCGGAACCUACGGACGAGUGCUGCUGGCACGGCCCCGGCACGGAGGUGAGGGGACACCUGGGGACACCUGGGGACAGCUGGGGACACCUGCCGCCCAGGUGUCCUCAGCCCUGUCUUACCUGCACGGCCACGCCCUGGUCCACCGCGACCUGAAGCUGGACAACGUCCUGACCUUUGACCCCGAGUGUCACCUGGUCAAGCUGGGUGACUUCGGCCUGACGCGGGUGCAGGGCUGGCAGGUGCGGCCCGCGCCGGGCGCCGCUCCCUACGCCGCACCUGAGCUGUGUCACCUGCGCUCAGGUGAGCUCCGCCUGCGGCCCGCGCUGGACACCUGGGCCUUCGGCGUUCUGCUCUUCGCGCUCCUCACCGGUUCCUUCCCCUGGGCCUCACCUGAGCGCUCCGACCCCGCCUUCCGCCGCUUCCGCACCUGGCACGGCCGCACCUGCCCAGGUGAGGCCCCGGGCCGGCCCCCGCGCACCUGGCGGGGGUUGGGGGAGGCGGCGCUCAGGUUGCUGCGGGGGCUGCUCCACCCCCGGCCCGCCAAGCGCUGCCCCCCCGGGGAGGUGCUCAGGUACCUGGGCAGGCCCUGGGCAGGUGAGGGGGGACAGGUGAGAGUCACAGUGGAGCAGGGACAGGUGAGAGUCACAGGGGAGCAGGGACAGGUGAGAGUCACAGGGGAGCAGGGACAGGUGAGCCCCACAGGUGAGGGGGGACAGGUGAGAGUCCCAGGUGAGGGGGGACAGGUGAGAGUCACAGGGGAGCAGGGACAGGUGAGAGUCACAGGGGAGGGGGGACAGGUGAGAGUCCCAGGUGAGGGGGGACAGGUGAGAGUCCCAGGGGAGCAGGGACAGGUGAGAGUCACAGGGGAGCAGGGACAGGUGAGCCCCACAGGUGAGAGCAGCCAGGGAUCCCCCACAGGUGAAAUGGGACAGGUGAGCCCCACAGGUGAGCAGGGACAGGUGAGCCCCACGGGUGAGGUGGGACAGGUGAGCCCCACAGGUGAGAGCAGCCAGGUGAGCCCCACAGGUGAGGGGGGACAGGUGAGCCCCACAGGUGAGGGGGGACAGGUGAGCCCCACGGGUGAGGUGAGACAGGUGAGAGUCACAGGUGAAAUGGGAGAGUUGAGCUCCACAGGUGAGAGCAGCCAGGGAUCCCCCACAGGUGAGGGGGGACAGGUGAGCCCCACAGGUGAGAGGGGACAGAUGAGCCCCACAGGUGACUCCGGGUCCCCCAGCAGCGAGGUGGGGACACCUGGACAGGUGAGGGAAACAGGCGGAAGUUGGAUAGAAACACCUGGGGGGAGAUGGAAACACCUGGAGAUGGGAUAGAAACACCUGGAGACACCUGGGAAUGGGAUAGAAACACCUGGACAGGUGAGGGAAACACCUGGAGA
Molecule: messenger RNA, 1686 nt
Organism: Parus major (Great Tit)
Lineage: Eukaryota; Metazoa; Chordata; Aves; Passeriformes; Paridae
Product: collagen alpha-2(I) chain-like
Exons: 2
Coding region: 221-1621 (466 amino acids)
Biological process (GO): peptidyl-serine phosphorylation; peptidyl-threonine phosphorylation
Molecular function (GO): ATP binding; protein serine/threonine kinase activity
Source: RefSeq, a predicted model, not a curated record